AUGUCGGAGCCUACGCCAGCUGUCCGCCGCAGGGCGAGACGUAAGAAGAAGUAUGUCUUGAGCUCGAGCUCAGAGGAAGAGGACAGUGAUGCAUCACGCUCUCAUCGUGGGCCUCCACCAUCGGGAUCAGGAUCAGAUGACGGGAGCGAGGACGAUGGAGACCGAGAUGGAAGUGUCUCUAGCUUCACCUCAGCAUCAAGUACUUCGUCCGCGCAUGCUUUAGUCGCUCCGAGAGGCAAGGACGACUCGCAGCCCACGAGUCCGUUAACAGAUGACGGUAGCCAAAUUCUAGAAUCUCCAAGCGAGAGUUCUGUACGCAAUACCUCGAGUGCAUUCGAAUCUGGUGUUGCCUGGUCCCCUACGAGUGGCACGUAUCAAGGUUCUUCUUCUGAGGGAACGCAUAGCGCCAGGUUUAGCACGGUCUCAUCUGAACAGUCAUCAUCUCUAGACGCAGAGCACAUACGAGAUCCUUUGCUUCAGGCGCUCGCAGUCGAGGUCAGGAUCAAGGUCAAGCUUACGCCGUGCUUGACGGCGCUGAAGUAUCACAAGAUCAGUCCCAGGCCCACCAAAAUGGAUGCCCAGAUUAUUAGGCAGGCAGCGGUUUCGGCACUCAAGCUCGCGAAGCAACAUGAGAGCCUGGUCCAGGCCGGAACAUUGGCAAGAUGCCAUUUCUACAAUGGCUUGACAGAUAUUGUGUACUCGAGGGAUGCUUUCAAGAAAACUAGCGCACGAGCGCGGAAACAAUUCAAGCUUGCAGUAUCCAUUGGGCGUGAGUGUCAAUCGAGUGUUGACGAGGAAGUUCUCGCAAAGCACUGGUUAGUGUGGAUUGCGGCAGGUGGUACACUUUCGCGAGAAAGUCAUAGUGACAAUAAUGACAGCGAUAAGAGCAUCGAUGCCAGAGCAGCUCAAGACCCAGGCGAGGGCGCGCGUUCUCAUGCGAAGGGUCUACUGGAGAGGUGGCUGUUUGCAUUCCCUAGUGGCAGGCCGACUACACCUGAGAGCUUCGAUAGCAGAUCAGACACCAGCUCCACCGACACCUCGACACAACAAAGUAGCCAGUCUGGUUCUCAGCGCUCUAGCACGCAGGAGUCGCUAGAGUUCGGCAUGCGUCCAGCACCUCUCGCAUUUGUACGCCGCGUUGGUCUGCGGACUGACAUCUUGAGUCACAAUUCCGAAAGUGUCAAAGAACCGAUCAGUCCAGGUGCUGUACAAGAGCCAUACAGUCCAAAUAUCCUGGACCAAGUGAGUCCCAAAGAUACACGCCCAAGAAUUUCUUCUCUGAAAAGCUCAUCGUGGUGGCCCCCUUCCCCCCUGAAAUCCAUCAACCCUCGAUUCCCUUUCGAAAGCUGGAUGGGGAAUGACAGCCGCGUGAUAAGCCCAACAAGCAGCAGUGAUUCGGCGGUAACAGAAGAGGAACUCUCCACGAGCAGUCGUGCUGAGCCUUUGAACUUCAUGCCUUUUGGCCUGUAUACGCCAGGCGUAACGACCGCAACUGAAAGCACGUCGGUCACUCCUCAUGCCUCGAGGCGGAAUUCUCGCGUGGAAUCAGACUCAGACAGUCCAGCUCCUCCAGCCCGCUCACUCUCAGAGCACCGACGCUACUUGAAUAGCAUUUAUCAGUCUUCCGAGGAGGAAGACGAUGCUGGGACGGGCACCGAGCACGAACGACGCCGGAGCAGGCUCUUCUCCGUGACCACAGCACUCCCGUGGUCACGGCAAUCGCCACGCUCACCUGAGGCGCUUCUUGAGGAGGGCGAUAGUCCUGUCCACCAGCCGCAGAGAAGAAGAAGGUCGAUCGGCGAAACAUGGUAA
This is a messenger RNA of Sphaerulina musiva SO2202, 1812 nucleotides long. RefSeq lists its product as uncharacterized. Lineage: Eukaryota; Fungi; Ascomycota; Dothideomycetes; Mycosphaerellales; Mycosphaerellaceae. The record is from RefSeq and is a predicted model, not a curated record. Bases 1 to 1812 code for a protein of 603 amino acids. The transcript has a single exon.